This is a messenger RNA of Caenorhabditis sp. 36 PRJEB53466, 1910 nucleotides long. NCBI's taxonomy places the organism in Eukaryota, Metazoa, Nematoda, Chromadorea, Rhabditida, Rhabditidae. The record is from the annotation of a GenBank genome assembly.
AUGAUAGGUUAUCCAAUCGUAUUCCGAUGCUGUGAGUGCACCGUCGAAGAACGUAAGUGUGUUCGUUUAUUGAUUGAUGCAAACCGGUUUUCAAUCGUUCAGAAACAAUGGAACACCUCGAAAAACACAUUUGGAGCCGACAUCUUCAAGCUUUUCCGUUUAAAUGUGCUCAUUGUGAUUACCCUGCCAUCAAUUCAAAUAGUCUGCUCGAGCAUUUUCAGCAGGAUCAUGCAGAUGUGAUUGUACGUUGGUUAGAGCACCGAAAAGGAUUUAAUACUUUCAUUCACUUAAGGAUAUUGCUUUCAAGCGAAAUUUGGAAGACGAGAAGAAGUUUCGCAAAAUGAUUGCCGAAUCGAUUGCGUUUGAAAUCGACGAAAGUGUACCAACCCAUGAGAAUCCGCAAAUAGCCGUCAUCGAGGCGAUUCCUCAAGUGACACGUCAGAUAAUGAUCUUACCCCCGACCAGUAAUGAAUACGAGGUUCGUUGUUUAUUUCAAAUGCCUAUAACCAUUCUGAAUUCAGGGAAUGGUCGAGCAUCGACAUUCAGAUGAGGAAGACUUUGGCGUGCUCGAAGAUGAUGACAAUGUAGAAGGUCUGAACGAGAUGACAGAUAUCAAGAGCAACGUCCAGAAAUUGCAGAAAUAACCGACGAAGAAGAAGAUGAGGAAAGUUACAUGGACUCUCUUGGAAACCCCGUGUUCAUUGGAGCCCACGAUGACCCGGAUUACAUUCUAGAAGACGACUUGGAGCCUCCGACACAAGUUCGUCCUCCAACUAGCUAUGUAAGUUCUCGACUGUAACGAUAUUUCAGUAAACGCUUUUGCUUCAGCAUAUGAAAUAUUUACGAACUCGAAGAAUGGACAAACUGAUAGAAAAUGUCGUGAUGAGUUCGUCACGAAGGAGGUCUCCAGAUUCGGUACGCUUUCGACAAGUCAUCUGUUCUUUAUUAGGUUGUUCAGAGUAAAAAUCAAAUAAAUGAUCUUAUAAACGAUGAUGCGGAGAGUCGGACUAUAGGAAGAUUUAGUUGUAAUCAGUGCUCGAGAACCUUCAAGGUUUGUCUCUCGGUCCUCUUUCUAUGUAACCCCAUAAUUUCAGUUUCACUCGAAGCUCAAAGAACAUCUUCGUACCCACGUUGGCGCCCGUCCGUUCGCUUGCCAGUACUGUGAUCGAGAGUUCACUCAGAAGGGCGCCAUGAAGACGCACGAACGAUUGCACACGGGAGAGAGGCCGUACGUCUGUCAAUGGGAGUGCGGAAGACAGUUCGCGUCAGCUUCUGCACGACGACAACACGAGAAGACGCACAGUGGUGAGCGUCCUUACAUCUGUAGCGUUUGUGGAAAGUGUUUCACGAAGAAUUCGCAUGUUCUCCGACAUUUGAAGGUGAGAACAGGAAGUGUGAUGUUGACAUUCAUCAAUUCCUUGCAGAACAUCCACUCCAGAGAGAUGAUGACUCACGCGGUAAUUCUACCAGGAAACGAGCAAUCCGACGCCGCCAUACCCCUGGUAGGAUCUGCUCUCAGAACUCAUUUAAAACAUUUUUUCGUUUUUCAGCCUUGCGCUCCAGAUAUUACACCGCGAGGACAAGAGUCGAAAAUCGUCGAAUCCAUUGUCGGUGAGUCCCAAUUGAAAAAAAAAGAGAGCAAGCCGCGCAAUCACACGAUUUCUUAUUUUCUCGUGAAAAAAACAAAUGGAAACCGUGGGAAAGCAAACCAAUAAUCAGUGAUUUAUUAUCGAUACUUUGGCAUAAAAAGUUAUGGGAUCAGAUUACUUUUCCAAUGUGUACAAAACCGAGUAAUUAUCAUUUUGCUUCCGUUUUCUAGGAUUAGUGGGAGACGACCUUAGAAUGCCAAACAAAAUUGUUUUUCAGAACAAAUCCACGAAGAAGUGACGGAGAAAAAAAAUUUUGUGUGA